UGUUCCAACAGUUUGAAGAAUCGAUUUUGAUCGAUCAUCCGUUAGUUUGGCUCUCACGUAGCCAACGUAUAAACUGAGCCAACGUGAGCUCGUCUAUGCGCAAGACGCUACGGGAGGGCCCGACCGAAGACGAAGCCAACAGCACAUAGCCAAGCAGCGGCGUUGUCGUGCGACAAACCUCCACGCCGCAUGUUUUCUGUGUUUGGUCUGAGUGUGAGUGUUAUUGGCUUCAGUGGACACUAUGAGCCCCAAACCGAGAGUUGACCAGUCAGCCCUGAUCGAGGAGGUGAAAAAGCGGCCUUGUUUGUAUGCAAUUCGGAAUGUUCGAGGCGUUUACAAUGAGAAGCGCAACGCCGCGUGGGGAGAGAUUGGCUCGACGCUAUUCAGCGACAAGUGGAACGCACUUUCGCCAGCCGAUAAGGACUCUCUAGUUAAGCACUUGCAGAUGAAAUGGAAAUCGCUGAGGGACAAUUUCACUCGACACUUGCGCGUUCAGGAGCAAAGAAAGAACGCCAAGACCCCGCAACCCAUGGAGAAAUACGUUCACGUGGAUCAAAUGUCGUUUUUGAUGCCGGUUUUCCAAAAGGGGAGUUUCAGGGACAAAACGGUGUCAUCGGAAGAGGGCAAAGACAGCAACGACUCGUGUGCCAUCGAGGAUAGCUCGCCCAUCGAGCAAGUUUCACCGGCCGAAGUGGAGUUCAGUUUCGGUAAUGUUCAGCCGAACUGUUUCACCUCCAGUGACCCAAUUGAGAUCAAAUCCGGCAUGAGCUUUCUGAGCGAGUCCGAUGCCCCGAUCAAGAGGGUCGCCAAGUGUUUGGAGGAGCUGAGCAGCCUGCAAAGGGAGGAGAAACUGGAGGAUCCAAUGGGAAAUAAAAACUUUUUACUCUCCCUGCUGCCGUUUAUGAAGAAGCUGCCCGACCAUCUUAACCUGGAGGUCCGAUUGCAAUUAAUGAGCGUUUUGGAGACUUACACUCUAGGCAAAAAUUUGCAACAAUGACAAUUUCUUACGUUUAUUAUUUACUGAAGUUAGUUUUGAUGCGUUGCUCUUGUUGUUAGCCUUUGACGGGUGUGUGACUGAUUCAAAAAUAUCAAAAUAAACCUAUAUUUUCACUA
Dendroctonus ponderosae (mountain pine beetle) is the source of this 1113-nucleotide messenger RNA. RefSeq lists its product as uncharacterized. NCBI's taxonomy places the organism in Eukaryota, Metazoa, Arthropoda, Insecta, Coleoptera, Curculionidae. Gene Ontology annotation, biological process: regulation of transcription by RNA polymerase II. Gene Ontology annotation, molecular function: DNA binding. Gene Ontology annotation, cellular component: nucleus; transcription regulator complex. The record is from RefSeq and is a predicted model, not a curated record.